Budorcas taxicolor (takin) is the source of this 3521-nucleotide messenger RNA. RefSeq names its product sec1 family domain containing 2 (gene SCFD2). The coding region runs from base 90 to 2144 and encodes 684 amino acids. Lineage: Eukaryota; Metazoa; Chordata; Mammalia; Artiodactyla; Bovidae. The record is from RefSeq and is a predicted model, not a curated record. The transcript has 9 exons. Gene Ontology annotation, biological process: intracellular protein transport; vesicle-mediated transport.
UCAAUGUCUCUUGAAGCCCAAUUUCCGGAAGCUGUGAGUUCUGCGAGAAGUUCCUGCACUCGGUGCCCCGAGUCUGCGAAUUCCCAAAAAUGAACACUCCAGGCGUGCUGUCCUUUACCCAGCAAGCCUGGGAGCAGGUGCUGGCCAAAAUGAAACGGGCCGUGGUCUACCUGGACGCCGCCUGCGCGGAGAGCCUGCACUGGGGCUGCGGGUCCUCGAGGCUGCUGGAGGCGGUGGGGAGCCCUGCGUGUUACCUGCGCGAGUUCGAGCCCGCCGCAGUUGGUGGCGGAGCCGAGCAGCCCAAGGCAGUGUUUGUGUUGAGCUCCCUGCUGAAAGGCCGGGUCGUGGAGACCCUGCGGGACAUCAUCUGCCGAAGUCACUUCCAGUACUGUGUGGUGGUCACGGCUGUGAACCACGCAGUCCAUCUUACGGCUAAUCAUGUGCCGCCGGCGGCAGCAGCCGAGUUGGAAGGGCAGCAGCCAGUGUUCGAGCAACUGGAGGAGAAGCUGUGUGAGUGGAUGGGCAACAUGAACUACACAGCUGAGGUGCUGCACAUACCAUUGUUACUCGCCCCUGUGGCUCCCCACCUUGCCCUGACUCCAGCUUUUGCUUCCCUUUUCCCACUGUUACCCCAGGAUGUGCAUAUCCUCAACAGUGCCCGACCUGACAGAAGGAGGCUGGGAAGCCUGGCUGAAGUGGAUGCCACUGCCCUGACCCCUGAGCUGCUGCUGCAGAUUAGGUGCCUGGUGUCAGGGCUCAGUUCCCUGUGUGAGCAUUUAGGGGUACGAGAGGAGUGCUUUGCUGUAGGUUCCCUCAGUCGGAUCAUCGCUGCAGAUCUGGCCAAUUUUGCUCCUGCCAAGAACAGGAGGAAGACUGCCACAGGCAGGGCAUCAGUGGUCUUUGUGGACAGAACGCUGGAUCUCACAGGGGCUGUAGGACAUCAUGGAGAUAACUUGGUGGAGAAGAUCCUUGCAGUGCUUCCCCGGCUUCCAGGCCACACCAAUGAUGUGAUGGUUAACAUGGUGCAGCUCACUGCACUCCAAGCUGAGGAGGAGAAUCAGAAUGUCAUUGUACCUGGCUGUCUUGCACAAUCCAAUGACCCUGCAGCCAAAGCCCUGUGGGAAGCCUUAUUGAACACCAAGCACAAAGAAGCAGUAAUGGAAGUCCGGAGACACCUAGUGGAGGCAGCAAGCAGAGAAAACCUGCCAAUCAAGAUGAGUAUGGGGAGAGUCACUCCGGGGCAGCUCAUGUCCUAUAUUCAGCUCUUCAAGAACAACCUCAAAUCUCUAGGGAAUCACUGUGGGCUCCUACAGCUUGGGCUGGCCACUGUCCAAACUCUGAAACACCCACAGACUGCCAAGUGGGACAACUUUCUGGCUUUUGAAAGGCUCCUUCUCCAGAACAUUGGGGAAUCGACAAUGUCUGUUGUGUUAAAUCAGCUGCUGCCCAUGAUUAAGCCUUUGAACCAGAGGACCAAUGAUGACUACAGCCCCGAAGAGCUGCUGGUCCUCCUGCUAUAUAUUUAUUCUGUCAGUGGAGAGUUCUUAGUGGACAAAGACCUGGGUGAAGGUGAAGAAAAAGUGAAGAAAGCGUUGGCUCAGGUCUUUUGUGAGGAGUCUGAAUUGUCACCUUUGCUGCAGAAAAUCACAGGCUGUGACUCUUCAAUUAACCUGACAUUUCACAAAUCCAAAAGUGCUGUGGAUGAACUCUUCACUUCGCUUCGGGAUAUUGCUGGAGCUCGGAACCUCAUGAAACAGUUUAAGUCUGUAUAUGUUCCUGGAAAUCAUACCCACCAGGCAUCCUAUAAACCAUUGUUGAAGCAGGUCGUGGAGGAAAUAUUUAAUCCCGAGAAGCCAGAUCCAGUUGACAUUGAACAUAUGUCUUCAGGCCUCACUGAUCUCCUUAAAACUGGAUUCAGCAUGUUCAUGAAGGUGAGCCGGCCUCAUCCCAGCGACCACCCUCUCCUCAUCCUCUUCAUGGUGGGCGGAGUCACAGUCUCUGAAGCCAAAAUGAUCAAAGACCUAGUGCCCUCCCUGAAGCCGGGAACCCAGGUAAUCGUGCUGUCCACGCGACUCCUGAAGCCACUUAACAUCCCUGAGCUGUUGUUUGCGACUGACCGGCUGCAUCCAGACCUUGGCUUCUAAGCAUCUCCUAAGAAGAUGAUCCCUACCUGAGCUGGAAAUCCCAAUACUGUUAUCUGUUAAAAUCCAAAUCAGUGUCCCUGUUACUAAUCAUGGUUAUGACUGAAUGCUGUCCAAAGGAUCUUCAUAACCACACAGUGUGAAGUAUUGCUGAGAUUUUUUAAAAAUCAUUUUUCUAAAGGCAUCAAACUGCCUUUCAGCUGGCCUAAUUCAUGAUAAUGCCCAUUUAUCCUUACCCCUCUCUCUGUGAUCUUUCUGACUCCACCUGCAAGUUCAUUCAUUCCAAACAAGUGCCUGUCGGUGAGUGUUGGUAGAUUACAAGCCGUUUGAUCUGCAGUUGCUCCAGGAGAAGUUAGACAUGCUUUAGAAUCAUGGGUGUCAGGAAAGUUUGGUUUUCAAGAUAAUGUAGCUGAGGAGGGAACAUUGCAAAUGGGAUGUGAGGCUUUGUUUCUCUCUUGAUCUGAGACAUUUCUGAACAGGGGAGGAAAAGAGGGGGGGCGGCUAGGGCAGUGCCGAUCAUCUGCCUCUGUUGUAAAUCUCCUGCCUUUACAAAGAGCUGCGUUGUUCCUGUCUGCUCACUGGGCAGGGCUGCCAGCCUGCCUGGAACAGGAGUGGGAGAGAGGUUGAUUGGAGCACUGCGACAGCCCAUGAAAGGUUUCCUCUCCUCCCAAAGCAAGGCCCCAGUCAAGAUAUCUGGUCCAGGAGAUCUAGGUGGGAACCCUACCCCUUAUGACUUAUGAUUGCACAUUUCGACUUCUUUCUUUUCUGUGAAUCUUAGUCUUCCUUCUAGCCAUAACAGAGAAACCUAGACCCACAGAGUGGAAUUAUAUAAGAACUCCAGCAGAGAGGGACCUCUUGGAACCCAUGCAUUUGUAGGUGUACAGUUGAUGGAAAUUUCUAGCAUCUCUAAAAGAUGUUUAUAAUAAAGAGGGAAAGCUGAAAAACAAUGACUGGUGUGAAUUGAACAGGUAGAGAAAUAAAAUGUAAACCAAAAUGUGUCUCUACUUUUAGUUCUGUGCAAAACACUACCAUUUUAUGAGAAAACUGUGAAGUUGGAAAUCAUUUUGAGAUGUCAUCAAGGCAGGUUUUCUUGACCCCGACAUUCUUUAUUUUGUCCAAGUAUGUUUUCCACCUAACACUGGUUCUUUCAUGGUGCUGAAAUAGUGGAGACCCCAGAUGCUUUCAUUCAUUCUACUCAGAAGUUUGAAUUUGAGUAAGGGAGAAAAUGGCAGAUAGCUCCAAAGAAAUGAUCAUUAAAGCAAAGAUCACUCUUUUUAAAAAUGAAUAAAUAACCUCUUGAAUCCUCCCCUGGUGGUCCUGUGGUUACAACUUAACAUUUUCCCUGUAGUUCCCUUAGUUCCCUGACCAGGGAACUAGGCA